AUUUCUAUCUAGAGUUGAUUGUUCAACGUCACCACCACAGCAUCACCACAGCACUGUGCAGCACCACAGCAGCAAGCUUGCCGGAAAGGUGGUGGGCGCCUGGUUGCAGAAGUUGGCAUGCCGUUGGUGGCCUGAUCCUCUUUGCAUCAGAUAUGGCUGCAGCGCUCGACUUCUGCAGCGGACUGGGUUUGACGCCACCAAUUGCGGGCGGGAAUCUACGGCGUGGCGAGGGCAGCUCUUUGGACGUUGCUGUCAGGAGGUUGCUCAGGUCUAGCUCAAGAGCACACCACCUUACCUUCUUGCGGCCUUCGCCGGUUGGCAGUUUGGGACAGUCACUUCUAGGAGCCCGCUUCUCGUCAAAGCUCGCCCCCCUUUGCAACCCUUGGGCAGUCACAUCCAGCUUGGCUCAGUGGCUCGACUGCAGGCAGAGGCCCUUCUCUCAGCUGAGCCACCCUACAAACUCCAUCAGGCGCAAGUGCCGGACUCACGCAUCAGUCAGGAACUUUGAGUUGGUGGCAGAUGCUGCAGAGGACUUCGUGUGCAAUGACGAGGAUGAUUACAAGGUUAUAGAAGCGUCCACCCCAACUUAUGCCCACCCCCCAGAAACCGUUCCCCCUAAAGGCCGUGGCUUCCUAGGCUUUCUUGUCUUAGCUGCGGUGUUGCUUGCUGUAGCAUUCCACCCGCUUCCUGCAUCUGCUGCGACCAGAAAGGCAGACCCCCCCCGCUCUGCUACCACCGCCCCAUCAAAUAGACCCCCCUUCAAGCAGCAAGACCGCAGGCACCUGAAAUCCAGCUCCAACUCUCAAGAGCGGCACCCCGAUCCUCCCGCUGAGAAAGGCAACAGCGGGACGGACUUUGUGACUGGCCCCGCCCCUAGCAAAGAGGACCUAGAUGCCGCAAUUCGAGCACGGGUGCCCUACAGCUGGUUCCUUGACGCGGCCGAAAACGGACUUGUAAAAGCGGUCUGGAUCAUGAAUCACUGGGCGUUUGUGCUGCUCGAGGAGGGGACCGUGGAGUACAAGCCGCCCGAGGCGUCGUGGCUCGAGAAGAUGGUCCAGCGGGACCUGGGGCUCGAGCGCAAGCCCCCCGCGAACGUGGUGACGGUGCGGCUGCCGGACGGGGACAACGUGACGGUGGGCGCGCUGCGCAAGGCGGGCGUGCGCUUCGAGGUGGUGCAGGGCCAGCCCGCGUGGACGGAGCAGCUGGCGAACGCGGGGCAGCUCAUGUGGUAUGCGCUGAUGGGGACGCUGCUGUUCACGAUGCUGGGCAGCGGGGAGAUGGGGGGCCUCCCCGGGAUGACGAACAAGAAGGCGAAGCUGUUCCAGGGGGGCAAGUCGGACACCAACUUCCAGGACGUGGCCGGGUGCGACGAGUCCAAGGAGGAGCUGGUCGAGGUCGUCGAGUUUUUGAAGAACUCGGAGAAGUACCGCGCCCUGGGUGCACGUGUGCCAAAGGGCGUGCUGCUCUGCGGGCCAGCCGGCACUGGCAAGACGCUGCUUGCCAAGGCCGUUGCGGGGGAGGCGGACGUGCCAUUCUUCUCCAUCUCGGCGUCGGAGUUCGUAGAGAUCUACGGGGGGAUGGGAGCCUCCCGCGUGCGGAAAACGUUUGCGGACUGUCGGAAGAAGGCGCCAUGCAUUCUCUUCAUUGAUGAGUUGGACGCGAUCGGGCGGUCGCGCUCGAUGGGGCAGGUUGGGGGUUACGACCAAGAGCGGGAGCAGACGCUGAACCAAAUGCUGACCGAAAUGGACGGCUUCGACUCGACCAAGGACAAGCCGGUGAUUAUCUUGGGGGCGACCAACCGGCCAGAGAUUCUGGACACCGCCCUGCUGCGGCCGGGGCGGUUUGACCGAACGGUGACUGUAGACCGGCCGGACAAGAAGGGGCGGGAGGAGAUUCUGCGGUUACAUCUCAAGGCUAUCAAGAUUGACGAAAACCUGGACGUGUCGGCUAUUGCGGGGAGCACGAUCGGCUUCACGGGGGCAGACCUGGCCAACCUGGUGAACGAGGCUGCACUGCUGGCCGCACGGAAGAACCUGGAGCAGGUUGGUCGGGAGCAACUGAUGGAGGCUGCGGAACGAAGUCGAGCAGGGCUGGAACGGAAGUCUCUCAAGGUGAGCGAGGAGGAGCGGCGCACGGUUGCCUUCCACGAGUGCGGCCACGCGCUGGUGGGCGCGAUGUCGCGCGAGGUGGUGCGCAGCACGGUCACCAAGAUCAGCAUCGUGCCACGUGGCAGCGGCGCACUUGGCUAUACGCUCAACGAGCCGCGCGAGGACCGUUACCUGCAGGGCGAGGACGACAUCCGUUCAUUUAUCGCCACCGCUCUCGCGGGCCGUGCCGCGGAGCGGCUUGUCUUUGGGCGGCUGACCUCGGGGGCGUCGGAUGAUUUGCAGCGAGCAACGGAGUCGGCGGAGCGCAUGGUGACGUUGUUUGGGAUGUCGUCCCGGGUGGGUCCCCGGGCGCUGCGCUCGCUGCGGCAGUCGUACCUGGAGGAGCACGGCUACGCGGGCGCGGCGCGGCAAGGGGGGCCGCAAUUGCAGAAGACCGUCGAUGACGAGAUCGACAAUAUACUGCAGGCUGCGGAUGAUUGGUGUCGGCGCAUCCUGGUUCGGAACCGGGCUCUUCUGAACGAGAUGGCGGAGAAGCUGCUAGUGGAAGAGGUGCUCCAAGAAAGUCAACUCGCCGACUUCUUGAAGCGGGCGGAGGCCCCCGAUGGGCUGGAGGACUGGUUCAAAACGGGCAGCUUGCCGGACGGGUUCCACGGCGACAGCAUAUACCGGGAAGCGCCCGCGCUGUCGUUGCCAGGAUGACGAAGGGCUAGCGAGGGUCCGCAUUGGCACCCUUGACCGCUCGUCAAUGUACAGCCGAUCUCGGAACUCGCAAAUACCCUGUACAUAACAGUGCGGAAGUGUAGAAGAUUCUCCGUGUUGCCGGC
Molecule: messenger RNA, 2932 nt
Organism: Klebsormidium nitens
Lineage: Eukaryota; Viridiplantae; Streptophyta; Klebsormidiophyceae; Klebsormidiales; Klebsormidiaceae
Source: the annotation of a GenBank genome assembly